This is a messenger RNA of Pleurotus ostreatus (oyster mushroom), 819 nucleotides long. RefSeq lists its product as uncharacterized. Gene Ontology annotation, molecular function: FMN binding. The record is from RefSeq and is a predicted model, not a curated record. Bases 1 to 819 code for a protein of 272 amino acids. Lineage: Eukaryota; Fungi; Basidiomycota; Agaricomycetes; Agaricales; Pleurotaceae. The transcript is spliced from 3 exons.
AUGGCCGCUCCUCGCUGGAAGACAGCAAUCGAGAAUGCACUCGCCAAAAGCGACAAGUCCACUGUGAUCCAAAUAUCCACCGUUUCAACGGGCGGUGCCGCUCGCCCACAUGUUCGUUCGCACAUCUUCCGUUCGUUUAUCACGCCGAAAUCACUGCCAUCGCUGCCGGUGCUGCUCUCGUCAACAGACGCCCGCACGCCCAAAGUCGCCCAGAUUCUGGCGAACCCGCUCGUUGAAGUCGCGUGGUGGAUCGAGGGCACACAGGAACAAUUUCGCAUCUUCGGCAAAGCAAGUCUGGUUCCGUCUCCGGACUUCACAUUUGAUGCCGAUACCGAUAUGGCACAAAGCGAUGGCGAGAGCUUCUACGAUAAAUGUAUGAAGAGCGGGGUGCUUUCGACUGCAGACACUAUUCAAGGCGACUAUGCGAAGAUAGGAUUGAACCUCGCGUAUGAUUCCUUAUCCAAGGAACCUGGAUUCGACUGGGAAGCUAAGCGUGUCGAGUUAUUCAAGACGAUGUCGGCCCAUAUGAAAGCAAGCUGGUGUCGCCCGACUCCUGGCAUUAAACUCCCUAGAGGAUAUGAUGACGCGAAGAAGUGGCCUGAACGUGUUGAAGAACCCAAAUCCGGUGAUCCUGAUUAUGAACAAAAGUCCAAGGAUUGGACUACUGCGUUGCGCAACUUCUCUCUGGUAGUCAUUGAACCUCUCGAUAUUGAUUACGUCGAGCUUGACGUCGUACCAAAUCGCAGGACUCAUUUCUGGCGAAGAGAUGUAGGUGAAGAGAAGUCGGUACAAUGGGAAGAAGAAGCGGUCGUUCCGUGA